AUGGCGGCGGAACAGAGAAAGCUGCUCGAGCAGCUCAUGGGAGCCGACAAUCUCGUUGGCACCGGAACACCCUCGCGUAAUGCCCAGCUAUCCAUUACCGAUUCGAAAGUCUGUCGCUCGUACCUCGUGGGAACUUGCCCGCACGAUCUCUUCACGAAUACCAAGCAGGACCUCGGUCCUUGUCCCAAGGUGCACAGCGAAGGUCUGAAGACGGAGUACGAGCUUGCGUCUGCAGGGGAGAAGGCGAAAUGGGGUUUCGACUUUGACUACAUGCGCGAUAUGCAGAAGUAUAUCGAUGAUUGCGAUCGGAGGAUCGAUUCUGCUCAGCGGCGGUUGGAGAAGACGCCGGAUGAGAUUCGACAGACGAAUAAUUUAUUGAAACAAAUCUCCGACCUCUCCAAAACAAUCAACACAGGUCUCCUCGAAGUCUCCGUCCUGGGAGAAACAGGCUCCGUCGCCCUCGCCCUCAAUGAACUCCACAAGAUCCGCACCGCCAAACACCAGAAGGAAACCUGCGAGCGCGAACUCAAGAACCUCCAAGACACCUCUGGCCCCUCCGGCCACCAGAAACUGCAAGUCUGCGACGUGUGCGGCGCCUACCUUAGUCGACUGGACAACGACCGCCGUCUGGCGGACCACUUCUUCGGAAAGAUGCACAUGGGAUACUCGGACAUGCGCAAGACUUGGAAGAAGCUUAGUGAGGAGCUUAAGGGACGGCCGCCGCCGGUUCGGCACCAUGAUGAUGAGGAUGGUGGUUGGGGAGGUGGCGGUGGUGGACGGUCUGGUGGUGGUAGAGGGCCGAGGUAUGGUGGUGGUGGAUAUAGAAAACGGGGACGGUGGUGA
Molecule: messenger RNA, 843 nt
Organism: Aspergillus chevalieri
Lineage: Eukaryota; Fungi; Ascomycota; Eurotiomycetes; Eurotiales; Aspergillaceae
Gene: LUC7
Product: LUC7 domain-containing protein
Exons: 3
Coding region: 1-843 (280 amino acids)
Biological process (GO): mRNA splice site recognition
Cellular component (GO): U1 snRNP; U2-type prespliceosome
Molecular function (GO): mRNA binding
Source: RefSeq, a predicted model, not a curated record